GAGAGAGAGAGAGAGAGGGAGAGGGAGAGUGAAGAAGAAGAGGAGGAAAAAGCAGAGAAGAGGAAUAUUUGCUGGAGCUGAAGUGUUUAUGUUUCGCCAUUGGACUGCUGGGUGAAGGGGCACGAGGAGGAGAAGAAGCUGUCUCUGUGACAUGCCAACAUGUUUGGACCUUGACUGAUCAGAGAGAGGUGUUGGUGGAGGUGGGGGACAAACAGUUAGGAAGACGAGGAGGAGGAACUAGGGAAAAGGAUGAGGAAGAAGGAGGUGGUGGAAAAGUCGGGGGCUCCGUUUUAUCAGGACAUUGUUGGAUGAACGAGUCGACGGAGGGGUUUUCGAAACAGGAAUUUAAGAGCAAAGAGUGACAACUGAGAAGCACUCAGUGUGUGUGUGUGUGUGUGUGUGUGUGAGACCGGUGGAGGGUCGAGAACUGGAAGGCCAGGGGAGUAACCUGGCCAUUAAACGGACUGGAAGUCUCUCCUCUCCUGGGAUCAUGUACCCUCAGGGCAGGCAUCCGGUCCCCUUGCAGCCUGGCCAGUCUUUCAAGUUCACAGUCCUGGAAACUCUGGACCGCAUCAAGGAGGAAUUCCAGUUCCUUCAGGCUCAGUAUCACAGCCUGAAGCUGGAGUGUGAGAAGCUGGCCAGUGAGAAGACAGAAAUGCAGAGACACUACAUCAUGUACUACGAAAUGUCCUACGGCCUCAACAUCGAGAUGCACAAACAGGCAGAAAUUGUCAAGCGUCUCAGUGCCAUCUGUGCUCAGAUCAUCCCUUUCCUCUCUCAGGAGCACCAGCAGCAAGUGGUCCAAGCAGUGGAGAGAGCCAAGCAGGUCACAAUGGCUGAGCUCAAUGCCAUUAUUGGGCAGCAGCAGCUCCAGCACCUGUCUCACCACGCUCCCGGCAUCCCCCUGACGCCACACCCGUCAGGUCUGUCCCUGGGUGCAGGGGGCUCGGGGCUUCUGGCGCUGACUGGAGCCCUGGGGGUCUCGGCUCACCUUGCCUCCAAAGAUGAAAGAAACCAUCUCGAUCCAGAACAUCUUAGAGAGGGAGCACCCAGCAGGAGUAAGUCUGUGUCGUCGACAGACAGCCAGCCGAACGAGGAGCGCCAAGGCCCAUCAGGAGGAUACUCUUCCCUGCAGGGAGGAGCUGAGGCCAAGAGGAGGCGCUGUGAUGACAAAGAAUCACUCCCUCCACACUCCUAUGACAGUGAUGGAGACAAAAGUGAAGACAAUCUUGUAGUGGACGUCUCCAAUGAGGAGCCUAACUCUCCUGCCGGCAGCCCGCCUCAUUCCCCCCAUGGGAACGGGCUGGACCGAGCACCUACCCUGAGGAAGGAGCUCCCCGGUUCCUCGAGCACCGGAGACGCUCCUUCCACGCCUAACCCUCGCAGUCCCACCCCCGGGAAGACCAAGGAACCUGCACAGAUGGAUAAGUCUCAAUCUCCGUUGUCCAAAUCUGGCACCCCCUCCCCGUCUCACCGUGAAGCUCUUACCCCCGGAGCACCAGGAGCCCCUGGAGCUCCAGGUCCCAGCACCUCCUGCCUUCGCCUGGUUAGCAAAGCAGCAACCAGUGCAGACCCUCUUGCUCUCCGCAGUCCCAUGUCUGUGCCCCCUGGUUCAUACCCGGCUCAUUUUGGCGUGGUGUCCCACGCAGGACUGAACGGGGAGCUGGCCAGCCCGGGAGGAUUCGGAGGGGCUCUCACGCUGUCCCCGCAGAUCAGUGCAGCAGCCAGCGCCUACUCCCGCAGCCCCAUGGUGGCGUAUGACUCUCGGUCUCACCUGAGAGCUUCAGGGCUGUCGACCUCUCUGCCCGGCUCCUCUGGUGGCAAACCUGCCUACUCGUUCCACGUGAGCGCCGACGGUCAGAUGCAGCCGGUGCCGUUUCCCCCCGACGCCCUGCUCGGUCCGGGAAUCCCGCGUCACGCCCGUCAGAUCCACACAUUGAGCCACGGCGAGGUGGUGUGCGCCGUCACCAUCAGCACCUCCACGCGCCACGUUUACACCGGAGGCAAGGGCUGCGUCAAGGUGUGGGACAUCAGCCAACCAGGAAGCAAGAGUCCCAUGGCCCAGCUGGACUGUCUGAACAGGGAUAACUACAUCCGCUCUUGCAAGCUGCUCUCUGACGGGCGAACCCUGAUCGUCGGCGGCGAGGCCAGCACGCUGUCCAUCUGGGAUUUGGCCACGCCCACACCACGCAUCAAGGCGGAGCUAACGUCGUCCGCUCCGGCCUGCUACGCCCUGGCCAUCUCUCCCGACAACAAGGUCUGCUUCUCCUGCUGCAGCGACGGAAACAUCGUGGUCUGGGACCUCCACAACCAGACGCUGGUCAGGGGGGCUGGACAACACGGUGCGCUGCUGGGACCUCCGAGAGGGACGGCAGCUGCAGCAGCACGACUUCACCUCACAGAUCUUCUCUCUGGGCUACUGUCCGACAGGCGAGUGGCUCGCCGUGGGGAUGGAGAGCAGCAACGUGGAGGUCCUGCACGUCUCCAAACCAGACAAGUACCAGCUGCACCUCCACGAGAGCUGCGUCCUGUCGCUCAAGUUCGCCUACUGCGGAAAGUGGUUCGUGAGCACGGGAAAGGACAAUCUGUUGAAUGCAUGGAGGACGCCAUAUGGAGCGAGUAUCUUCCAG
Messenger RNA from Austrofundulus limnaeus, 2630 nucleotides. RefSeq names its product TLE family member 2, transcriptional corepressor b (gene tle2b). The record is from RefSeq and is a predicted model, not a curated record. Gene Ontology annotation, molecular function: protein binding; transcription corepressor activity. Gene Ontology annotation, biological process: negative regulation of canonical Wnt signaling pathway; regulation of DNA-templated transcription. Gene Ontology annotation, cellular component: transcription regulator complex; nucleus. Lineage: Eukaryota; Metazoa; Chordata; Actinopteri; Cyprinodontiformes; Rivulidae.